AUGUACGACGCGCCGCCCGGGCCGCGGCCGCCCAUCCGCAUGUAUGUAUGUACACUAUGGACAUAUGGAUAUGGAUGGAUAAAAGAAACGUUAUCGUUUCAUAACGUUUACGAAAUAAAGUACGAUCGUAACAACAGUUCAUCGUACCUGGUAUUUAAAGAAUCGAUACCAGACGCUUAUCAAUCAAGUUCAAGUUAUAUCGUCAUAGUUACGGAGUACAAACACCGCCCCUUGCUUUCGACACUUUUCCCGCAAUACGACACACGCAUCAGUUUCUAUCGCAGAAAAAGUAAGGCAAGUUGUAACCCACGUAUGUAUACUGCUCCCGUACCUAAAAUGCCUCCCGGAAUUGUCGAGCUAAUGGAAGGUCUGGCAAAAGAUGUUCUUAAGUGUAAUCCUCCUGAUGUUUAUUCGUUCUGUGCUGACCACAUGAAGAAACUUAUAGAAAUCAGAGACGGUCCAACUCCUAAACGUGUUUUGACUUUGGACCAUAAAAUAGCAACUGCUACUACAAAAAUAAGAGAAAGAGCGUUACGGCGUCGCAAAGAUUAUGAUAAUGAAAUGCAAACUCGGUCAGAAAUUAAAAACGAUGAAGGCUCUGAAACUAUAGAUUUGAGUCAAAAUAAUUCUGAUGCUGGACAAUACACAAAAGAUAAGAUAGUAAUAAUUCCAGAAAAAGAUUUAAUUGGUGAUGUAGAACAUGAGAUUAUUGUAAAAAUAAAAGAAAAUACCUUAUUGUCUGGAUCUGUGAAAUCGACAGAAAUGGAUACGGAUUUGACAUUAGAAGCAAUUAAAACGCACGAUAAUGCCUUGCUGCCUAAAUCUGCUGAAGAAUCUACGAAAAUGAAUGAUGUUAGGGAACAUUCAGAAACAAAUUUAACUGAAAAUAUUUACUCAUCAGCUCAUGAAAAAGUGCAAGAAAACGAACUAAAUGAAAAAAAGAAUAUCGAAAUAGACCAAAUAGACGUUGAUCCUCUCCCGAAUAAUGAAGAAAAUUGUUUUGAACCAGUUAGUGACACUCAAAAUUCUAAUGCACCUUUGAUAAUAAACCAAAGUCACCAUGAAUGUGAAACAUCAUCCAAUAAGUAUAAUAUAGAUACUCAAAUAAAUACAGGUGACUUAAACAAUAGCAAGGAAAUAAUAAACGGUUCCACUGAAGUUGGCGAGCAAAACUAUAUAUAUGAUUGCGAAGAAAAAGACAGUUCUGAAGUAAUUAAUUCCAAUAAUAAAAAUGCGGCGGCACAUACUGAUAUUGGUAUGAUAAGUAAUAAAGACCUUUCUUUAAACAUUUUCGAUGCUCAAGAAAACGAUAUAUCUUUGCCUACACUUCCUUUAGCAAUGUCUGAUGAAGAUGAUACACUGAGCGCAAAUAACAUCGAAAGUAGCGUAAAUAAUACUUCAAUGGAUCUAGAAACCGCUGCAAUAACUAUACAAAAAGUAUUCCGAAAUUUUCUUUUUAAAAACAAAAGUUUAAGUACAGAUGAUGCUACAAACGUCGAUAUUAAUUCAUUAAUUGAAGAUAAAAAUGAUAAGGUAAUUAAUCCUUUUAUUCAUAUAAUAAAUAUUAAUAAAGAUCGGAGAAGUUUGGGCCUAGGUAGGAUUGAUACUGUUUUACAAACAGUAAAUGAAGAGAAAUCUUUAUCCCAAUCAACUGACGAUUCAUCGACCCUGUCUAGUGCGGCCACAAUAAUACAGGCACAUGUGAGAGGAUUUUUAACCAGAAAUAAGUUUAAUUUAAAAAAUUCGUCUACUACUUCUGGAAUUGAUUCUGAUGGAUUUUCUUUAACUUCUAUAGACGGAGACAAUGAAUAUCGAAAAAAUAAAACAGUUUUAAAUAUACACAUAGUCCCCGAAAGUGGGCAUUUUAUAAGCAGAGAUGAAAGUGUUCUCACUUCUAUAGAUUUGUCGUUAGAUGGUAGCCCGCCGAGUUCCACCAAUUUGCAACCUCUUGGUUAUGAAAGGAAUGAAAGACGAAAGCAAUUGAGAAGAGAGGAUGCAAUUCAGUCGAUUUCACCUCCUAGUAAUAAUAGCGGGAAGAGCGAGGAGAUCGAUUCUAUAAAAGAAAUACUGAUAAACAAAGAAAAUAAUAAAAAUGAAAUCCCAUUACGAGUAGAAACGGGUAAUACAAUAGCAGACGCCACAGAGAUUGUUUCAGCAGCCGUACAUUAUAAUGAUGUUAACGAUGUUGAUACUGCAUUAGAAGUUAAAAGCUUGGGGCCUAUCGAGAGCCCGGUAAAAUAUAUAAUAGGUGAACGACCGCAGUCUUUACCUGAAAUGACUGCAGAUGAAAUGGAUGUUAUAACACCAUUUACCCCUUCGGAAGAAAAGGUUUCAAGCGAUUCUAAUUUAAUCCAUUCGGGCGAAUUUCACGAAGUCCUUCUACCAACAAAAGUGACUCGCGGUGAUACCUCUGUCGUCCGUGGUGAGUGAAGACAUCUAUUAUCAGGUGAUAAAACUUUUAUCUUCUAUUAAGGCCAACGCAUGACUGCUUAGAA
Molecule: messenger RNA, 2495 nt
Organism: Pararge aegeria (speckled wood butterfly)
Lineage: Eukaryota; Metazoa; Arthropoda; Insecta; Lepidoptera; Nymphalidae
Exons: 5
Coding region: 1-2430 (809 amino acids)
Molecular function (GO): calmodulin binding
Source: RefSeq, a predicted model, not a curated record